UCGGUACGAACGAAGUGGCAAUAUAUCAAAUAAGUAAGAGUAAAAGAGAUACCAGUAGUGUAAUGCUUAUAAACCUACAUUUAGAGUGUUCGCGUUUGACAUUCAGGCCGGAUUGUUUUCCUCUUGUCUUUUUCUCUUGCUGUUUUUAGAACUCGCAAUUUGACGAAAUGGCAAAGUCAAAGAAUCACACAAAUCACAACCAAAACCGCAAAGCCCACAGGAAUGGCAUCAAAAAGCCUACAAAACAGAGGCACGAAUCCACCCUUGGCAUGGACCCUAAGUUCUUGAGGAACCAAAGGUUCUGCAAAAAGGCAACCUGAAACCAGCAAAGCAGCUUGCCCGUGCCGCAGAAAGGAAAGCCACACGAGAAGCCAAGGCUAAGAAAUGAACAUUUAGGUGUAAGGAAAUAA
Messenger RNA from Spodoptera frugiperda (fall armyworm), 410 nucleotides. RefSeq lists its product as uncharacterized. The record is from RefSeq and is a predicted model, not a curated record. Gene Ontology annotation, cellular component: ribosome; cytosolic large ribosomal subunit. Lineage: Eukaryota; Metazoa; Arthropoda; Insecta; Lepidoptera; Noctuidae. Gene Ontology annotation, biological process: cytoplasmic translation. Gene Ontology annotation, molecular function: structural constituent of ribosome. The transcript is spliced from 4 exons.